Alternaria rosae is the source of this 407-nucleotide messenger RNA. RefSeq lists its product as uncharacterized. Lineage: Eukaryota; Fungi; Ascomycota; Dothideomycetes; Pleosporales; Pleosporaceae. The record is from RefSeq and is a predicted model, not a curated record. The annotation marks the transcript as partial. The transcript has 2 exons.
UCGGGUCAUCUCUUCUUCCUCUUCUACAUCUCUACAAAGUCAGCAUUCACAACGACUCCAUCCUCACCUGAACUUCUCUUCACAUAUCACAAUAUGUCUGACCAGCUCGACGACAAGUUCAUGAACUCCGGUGGCGGUGGUAGCGCACCACCUCCCAAAGCAUCGGGCGACAAGGGCGAUUCAUCAAAGAAAGACGGGGACAAGAAAGACGGCGGCAAAGGCGAGGAGAAGAAAGGUUGAGAGGCAUUUGGGAUGAGGUGGCUAGUAGCGGGGUUGGAGCUCGUCGAUCAGGGACGCCUCGGUUGACGCGUCGGAACGCGCGAUGGAAUGCGCGAAGAGCACAAGCACGUAAUCACGAGAAUUAAACAGCUUGAUCGAAGGCAAUGACUGAAGAUUGAUGCCAAGUG